AUGAUGAUGGCCCCAGAAGCAGAGGAGGUGGUGUCCACUGCCAGGCUGGGGUCAACAGCGUCCACACCUCCCGAGGGUGCCUGCCAGGUCUUCAGGUUUAUUUCCAAGAGGAGAAGACGGGGAUCCAAGAUACGGCCCGACGCCGGCGGCCAAGCUGCCCAGGGUGGCCGCGUGAGGAGGGGCAGGUCAGUCCACACCCACCCGAAAACAAGGCCCCUCCCGCCGCACCCUCAGGACCGCCCGGGGAGCCUUGUCCGCGCCCCUGGAGGACGCUGCCUGUCCCCACGACCGGCCAGGGAGGCGCUACUGAGCUCCACGCCCCCAGGUCACUCUGGCCCGGGGACCCUACGGUCGGCGGCCAGGGGAAGCCGCCUCCUCCCGGUCAGAGCUGAACCCCAGAGCUCAGCCGGCCCCCUGGCGCCUCGACCCCAGCCCAGCGGCGUCCUCGAUCGCCCGCCCCCUCCCCUGUUCUCCGCCCCCUCCUCUACCCGCACCCCGCCCGCCACCUUCGCCUUCCUCCUCCUCCGCCCCGGCCCUCCGCUCCGUCCGGCCGCCCUCGCCGUCCUCCGCGCGCUGCCCGCGGCCCCUCCUCGGUGCCCGCGGCCGCUCCGCGGGGCCGCUAACGGUCCCGCGCCCCUCGGCGCCGCGCGCGCCCCCAGCCCGGCGGAGCAGGCGGCGCCCCGGGCGCCGGGCGCGAUGGGGGCGGCGGAGCCGCUGCGCUCCGUGCUCUGGGUGAAGCAGCAGCGCUGCGCCGUGAGCCUGGACCCCGCGCGGGCGCUGCUGCGCUGGUGGCGGAGUCCCGGGCCCGGAGCCGGGGACCCGGGCGCGGAUGCCUGCUCUGUGCCUGUUUCCGAGAUCAUCACCGUUGAGGAGACGGACGUUAACGGGAAGCAGUACACCAGCGGAAAAUGGCAGAAAAUGGAAAAGCCGUACGCGUUCACAGUGCACCGCGUGCGGAGGGCCCGGCGGCGCCGCUGGAGGUGGGCGCAGGUGACGUUCUGGUGCCCGGAGGAGCGGCUGUACCACCUGUGGCUGCAGACCCUGCGGGAGCUGCUGGAGGCGCUGACAUCGAGACCGAAGCACUUACUGGUGUUCAUCAACCCGCUCGGAGGGAAAGGACAGGGCAAGCGGAUCUACGAGAAGAAGGUGGCCCCGCUGUUCACACUAGCCUCCAUCACCACUGACAUCAUCGUAACUGAACGUGCCAACCACGCCAGGGAGAGCCUGUAUGAGCUCAGCAUAGACAAGUACGACGGCAUCGUGUGUGUGGGUGGAGACGGCAUGUUCAGCGAGGUCCUGCACGGCCUGGUGGGUAGGACGCAGAGGGACGCCGGUGUGGACCAGAACCAGCCUCGGGCCACGCUGGUACCCAGCCCACUCCGCAUCGGCAUCAUCCCUGCGGGGUCGACGGACUGCGUGUGUUACUCGACAGUUGGCACAAACGACGCGGAGACCUCGGCUCUGCACAUCAUCGUGGGGGACUCGCUGUCCAUGGACGUGUCGGCCGUGCACCACAACAGCACGCUACUGCGGUACUCCGUGUCCCUGCUGGGCUACGGCUUCUACGGGGACAUCAUCAAGGACAGCGAGAAGAAGCGGUGGAUGGGCCUCAUCAGAUACGACUUCUCAGGGUUGAAGACUUUCUUUUCCCAUCACUGCUACGAAGGCACAGUGUCCUUCCUGCCAGCUCAGCACACCGUGGGCUCCCCAAGGGACCGGAAACCCUGCCGGGCGGGGUGCUCCGUGUGCAGGCAGAGCAGGCAGCAGCUGGAGGAGGAGCAGAAGCGCUCGCUGUACGGCCUGGACGGCACGGAGGAGGUGGAGGAGUGGAAGGUCCUCUGCGGGCAGUUCCUGGCCAUCAACGCCACCAACAUGUCCUGCGCUUGUCCCCGGAGCCCCCAGGGCCUCUCCCCGGCCGCCCACCUGGGGGACGGCUCCUCUGACCUCAUCCUCAUCCGGAAGUGUUCCCGGUUCAACUUCCUGCGCUUUCUGGUCAGGCAUACCAACCAGGGCGACCAGUUUGACUUCACCUUCGUGGAAGUCUAUCGCGUCAAGAAGUUCCAGUUUGUGUCGAAGCCGGCGGAGGACGAGGACAGCAGCGUGCUGGGCCGCGGGAAGAAGCGGCUGGGACAGCUGUGCAGCGAGCACCCCAGCGCCUGCUGCUGCCGCGCCUCCAGCAGCACCUGGAACUGCGACGGGGAGGUGCUCAGCAGCCCGGCCAUCGAGGUCAGGGUCCACUGCCAGCUGGUUCGGCUCUUCGCACGAGGAAUCGAAGAGAGCCCCAAGCAGGAGUCCCGCGGCUGAGCGCCGACCAUGGGGACCGUGUCUCAGACAAUGACGACAGACCAAUUAUGUUGCGAUACAUUCAAAUUUAGAAAUUUAUUUUUGAUAGUUGAAUAUUGAUUUUAGAAAACAUAACGUUUUUGUCAGCAA
Messenger RNA from Dama dama (fallow deer), 2433 nucleotides. RefSeq names its product ceramide kinase (gene CERK). Lineage: Eukaryota; Metazoa; Chordata; Mammalia; Artiodactyla; Cervidae. The record is from RefSeq and is a predicted model, not a curated record. Bases 1 to 2304 code for a protein of 767 amino acids. Gene Ontology annotation, molecular function: kinase activity. The transcript has 15 exons.